This is a messenger RNA of Malus domestica (apple), 1113 nucleotides long. The record is from RefSeq and is a predicted model, not a curated record. NCBI's taxonomy places the organism in Eukaryota, Viridiplantae, Streptophyta, Magnoliopsida, Rosales, Rosaceae.
AUGGGUGAUAGAAGCAGGCGUAGCAGGGCAAUGGAGAUGGCACAAUACCAAGCAAGGCUUGACAUUGAGGAUUUAGAACUGAUCAACGUCGAAGCUGAACUUGUAAACUCGUUUAUGCAAUAUGAGCACCAUGGCGAAUCUAGCCAUCGUGGUUCUGUCACGGGACGUUCAUUCGUGCAGCAUGAUAGAAAAGAGUAUCAUGACCAAAUGAUGAAAGAUUAUUUCAUUGAGCGGCCAAGAUUUCCUGCUCAUGAUUUUCGGAGGCGGUUUCGGAUGAGGAGAGAGCUUUUUGAAGGCAUCUUGAACGCAGUUGUCAAUCAUGACCACUACUUUGCAAGGAAGAUAGAUGUCGUAGGCCGACAAAGUCUAUCACCUUAUCAAAAGCUCACAUCUGCAUUUCGAAUGCUAGCUAAUGGGUGCUCUACUGACUCAACUGACGAAUAUUGCCGACUUGCGGAGAGUACUGCUAUUAAGAACCUGAAUCGCUUCUGUCAAGCAAUUCAAGCCAUAUAUGGAGCCACAUACCUCCGCAAGCCAACUCGUGAAGACUUGAAAAGGCUUCUACGCAAGGCAGACAAAAAAGGCUUCCCGGGCAUGAUAGGAAGUCUCGAUUGUAUGCAUUGGGAGUUGAAGAAUUGUCCUACUAGUUGGGCUGGCCAAUUCAAGGGCCGUCAUAACAAGCCAACCAUCAUGUUGGAGGCUGUGGCAUCUUACGACACAUGGAUUUGGCAUGCAUUCUUCGACUCUCCCGGAUCAAACAACGAUAUCAACGUUCUUUGGUCUUCUCCUCUGUUCGAUGAGGUUGUAAAUGGAUGGGCACCAGAAUUUCGAUACAAGGUAAAUGGUAAUAUGUAUGAGCUAGGUUACUACCUAACUAAUGUGGAAGAUGAGUACAUCGAAUUUGAAGAAGAUUCAGACGAAGAUGUGAAUGAUGACCAACCAACACAUGCGAGAGCUAUUGCAAGAGAUGUUGAAUAUCUCGCUCCAACCACAUAUGAGACCCGACAUGAUAGGAUCACCUUGGGUGAGUAUAUGAGACGUUUAAAUAGAAUUCAAGCUCUUCAAAUUCAUGACACACUCCGCAAGGAUUUGGUUGAGCAUGUGUGGCGUUGA